ACAACAGAGCAAAGAAUGCCAAGUGGCGUGUCACUUGGAAGGCCGCACACAACCGGAUGUGGUCAUGCGACAAUGGCAACCUCGUGAUCCCAUGGAAUGGAGGCAAACCGCUAAUGGCGCCAAGCCUAACUGCCAGGCCGUUCCCCCUUCCCUCCCCUCGCCUCUCCGGCGCCAAGAGCCAUCGCCUCCUCCUCGGCGUCAGAUGCGGCUCCGGCUCCGGCUCUCCCGGAAGCGGCGAUGACGACGCACCGCCGGUCGUCAGGGCGGCGGUCAGCGCCGCCACUGAGCUCCUCAGGGCCCUCUCUCCCAAGAAGCCAAGGCAAGCUGUCGAAGCCGUCGACGCAGAGUUGGAGUCGCCUCGCAGCGUCGAGGAAGUGGUGGCUGUUCUUGAAGCCGACUACCGGCGUGCUUAUUUCCUUACUGGGAACUUCACUUUGGGCAUAUAUGCUGAAGAUUGCUUGUUUGAAGACCCGACGAUAAAGUUCCGUGGAAGGUCUAGAUACUCCCAGAAUCUGGAUUUGUUAGUGCCCUUCUUCGACAGCCCUUCGCUCCAACUUGAAAAUAUAGACAAGGGUUUGAGGGUCGACACAAAGUUUAUCAUAGCAACAUGGACAUUAAGGACGUAUUUGAAGCUCCCGUGGAGGCCCCUCAUCGCCAUAAGAGGGAAUACAACAUACGAUUUAGAUGAAGAAUAUAAGGUCGUUAGGCACGCAGAGAGUUGGGACGUGUCUCCGCUGGAAGCGAUCAGAUAGUUAUUCGUCUCGGCUUCGAAGCAUGGCAAGUGAACUUUGGAACAAUUGAUUAUAUCACAAAACCCACGGAAACCCACGACGAGCUUGUGUGCUUAAGUAAUUCUGUAGUUAUCUCUACUAUUAAAGGGGAGUUUGUAAGUCAUUUGUCUCCCUCCCAUGGCCCCACCAAUUGAAGGAUCUUCCCAUGAUUCUAUAUUUCUUUUUACCAACCGCAACCCCACCGAGUUCGGCAAGUGGUGAUUCAAUCACAUCUUCUUUGUUUCUUAGUAUGCACUCAUGUGAUCCAGUGCCAUAAAAACAAAUCUAUCAUCAAUCAAAAAUUGUCUCCAGCAGCCCGUGGAUCCACAACCAUACAUGGCAAAUCUACCUAUCUACACCAUAUCAGAACUUUGGGAGGAAGGUUUGAAGGAAAUAUGCCCUAGAGGCAAUAAUAAAGUUGUUAUUUUAUA
Molecule: messenger RNA, 1201 nt
Organism: Triticum dicoccoides
Lineage: Eukaryota; Viridiplantae; Streptophyta; Magnoliopsida; Poales; Poaceae
Exons: 7
Coding region: 57-752 (231 amino acids)
Source: RefSeq, a predicted model, not a curated record